AACGUCGUUAAGCCACAAAGACUUAAGGUGUGAGGAUAGAUUCAUAUUCUAAUAUUCAGGAAAAAGAAAAAGGAAAGAAAAACCAUUUUCUUAAACAAUUGGCCAGGAUUUUGUUGGUUAGCCUGUAUGGGAAAGAAUACUAGUUGGGCUAGUGCCGUGUUUAACUCCCAGUGAAAUACUUCCCUGGUAGCUGCUCCGUUAAGGUAGCAAGUAUAAAAGUGGAUCAUACUGUCCUGAUUCCAGAUCCCAGAAUUUCCUCAACAUUCCAUUCCAUUCCCUCUUUUUGGCCUUUCCAAAUCCUUUAACAAAAAUGGGUUUCCAAGGUGGGGUUGCAGAUGAAGAAUCAGGCACCCAAUUGUCCACAAAAUCGAAAUUCAGAUACAACUCGCCACUUGUCCAAGUCUCCCUGAUAGGCCUGGUAUGUUUCUGCUGCCCCGGAAUGUUCAACGCCCUUUCCGGGAUGGGAGGAGGAGGGCAAGUCGAUCCGACCGCUGCCAACAACGCCAACACUGCCCUUUACAGCGCUUUCGCUGUUUUUGGCAUCCUGGGCGGCGGCAUUUACAACGUCCUCGGACCCCAUCUCACCCUUGCCGCUGGCUGCAGCACUUAUGUCCUUUACGCCGGCUCUUUCCUCUACUACAACCAUCAUAAACACCAGGCUUUUGCAAUUGUGGCGGGUGGCCUUCUUGGCGUUGGCGCUGGCCUUCUUUGGGCUGGUGAAGGCGCUAUUAUGACUUCUUAUCCUCCACCGAAUCGAAAGGGCACUUACAUUUCCUUGUUUUGGAGCAUUUUCAACAUGGGUGGAGUUAUUGGUGGCCUUCUUCCUUUUAUUCUGAAUUACCACAGAAACGAGGCGGCUUCUGUAAAUGAUGCAACUUAUAUUGGCUUCAUGUGCUUCAUGUCGGCUGGAACUCUUCUUUCUUUUGCCAUUUUGCCACCCAACAAAGUUGUUCGCGAUGAUGGUACACGUUGCACCAAUGUUAAGUACUCCAGUGUCUCCACAGAGGGAGCAGAGAUUCUCAAAUUGUUUUUCAAUUGGAAAAUGCUCCUUAUUGUCCCUGCUGCUUGGGCCAGCAAUUUCUUUUACAGCUAUCAGUUCAAUAAUGUCAAUGGCCUACUUUUUAAUCUGAGAACCAGAGGGUUAAACAACGUGUUCUAUUGGGGGGCCCAGAUGUUGGGCUCUAUUGGGAUUGGUUACAUAUUGGAUUUUAGUUUCCAGAGUAGGAGGAUGAGGGGUUUUGUUGGGAUUGGUGUUGUUGCUUUGCUUGGCAGUGCAAUCUGGGGUGGUGGUCUUGCCAAUCAACUCCCUUACUCCCAUGAUCAUCCACCUACAAGGUUGGAUUUCAAGGAAUCUGCUUUUGCCGGUCCCUUUGUUUUGUACUUCAGCUACGGAUUGCUGGAUGCCAUGUUUCAAAGCAUGGUUUAUUGGGUCAUAGGAGCCUUGGCUGAUGAUUCACAGACCCUUAGCAGAUAUAGUGGAUUUUAUAAGGGAGUGCAAAGCGCAGGAGCAGCGGUUGCUUGGCAAGUUGAUACGCACAAGGUUCCAUUGCUUUCCCAGUUGAUUGUAAAUUGGUCGCUCACCACUGUGAGUUAUCCACUGCUGGUGCUUCUAGUCAUGCUAGCUGUAAAAGACGACAAGAAGACUGAAGAGGAAACUCCCAAGGAGGCUACUGUUCCAGCUUCCAAUAAAGAUAUCUACACUGCUAACUCCACUUAGCUGUUAUUUAUUCUAUCAUCUUUCCUCCACAUGCCUGCCAAAAUCUUUUUCUCUUACAACUUUAGACAGCUGUUACGAUGUGUAUGUUACUACGCCAUUAUUCUCUCCAUUAAAAGGAAAUCACAGUUAAAAAGUUUUAGUGCAAAGCUUUCUUCACUCACAGAAUGCACUGUUCACGCCAUUAUUCUUUAAUCUUGGUUUUGCUGCCCAGAAUGCACUGUUCUUGCCCUUUCUUGAUUACAAUCUUUGAAGAUAACCACUGGUUUCUAUGUUUUAGCCAUGACUAACAGCAUGCCUUUCAGUUGAUAAAAGAUAAUAUGCUGCUUUACCAUGUAUGGAAUACCCUAAAGGCUAUAGAAAAACCUUUGCUGCUGACAAUAUUAUUAAAAGAAAAAUUGAAUCUAGGGAAAGGAGUAGACUAUAUUGUUGAUUGCUACUUUACAUUAUGAUGGUGGAAAAGAACUACUAUAGCAGUUUUCUUUUCUGUGUAAUUCUUUCUGAAUGAGAUAAUGACAAUGAUUAUUCUGUGACACUAACCACCUGGGCACUGGCAGAGGGCAGAUAAUGAUGUGCUAAUGGUAUGUUGCAUGUUUUCAGCUUCAAGUUUUCUGUGGCAUUGCAUCAUCCGAUAUAGCUGUUGUUUCCAUAGAAACAGUAUAGCACAACUUCUAACUUUUCCCUGCAAAGCAAAAUUACUAACUGAUGUCAGUUUUCUAUGUCAGUUCCAUUUUGUCAUGAUUUUUUGCAGCGAUAUAGUCAUCAGCUAUUUUCUCUGCAAUCAUGGAGCGCUUGGGUCUUUCUGCUCCAUAGGUAACACUUUGCUAAGUAUAUUUAGCGAUUAAACUGCUUUGUUGACAGCCGAUCAUGUUUCUCGCUCUGUGAAUUACAUUCUUGGUUUUAACAGAAAUUUGUCUGAAACAGCACAUUGAUGCUAUGCUUUUGAAAUGUGACUCCUGAUCAGUUGGUUCUCUUUUAGCAUUCUUUCUUAAGACUAAAUUCUACAUGGUUAAUUUUCAGCUUAAUAAGAAUCUACAUAGUUAGGUGUAGCUUCUGUCAGAUUUCUUCUUUUGUAUUACUGGUCUAGUGGUCUUUUUCUGCUUUGUUCUGUUUUGGAAGAAAUUGUACUUGCUAAUAACCAGUUUAUAGUUUAGGGUUCAGCAGAUAUGGAAAGUGGGAGCUUUAUGAUCCUGGAAAAGCUGUUUUCCAAUUGGCUUGUAAUGCAUCGACACAGGUAGGCAGAUUUUGGCAACAAAGUGAAAAUGUGCGUAUUUUAACAGCAAAUUUACACCAAGCUGCUGAAUUGCAUUUGUUCCAUACAACUUGUCUUUUUUUUGUAUUUUCACUGAUCUACUUCUUCUAUGAAUUUUAUUUUUGCUCUAUUAUGUUCUUGCUAUAGUCUUUUUUGUGAGUCUUGUAAAGUUCUUAUAUAAGCAUCUAUCAUGGUUCAACUUUUCAGAGAGUGAUUAUGGUGAUGUAUCCAACCAAUGGGACAACUAAACAUGGAAUCUUAUGCAUCAAACUUAAAGAAUGUUAAUUGCAUUUUAGGAACCUCUACUUGAGCAAAUAGUAGUAUCUGGUUGUUGGUAUCCUAUUUCAACAUGGUCUCUGUUAUUUUUCUUUUUGCUGCUGAUAUUAAAUUGACACAGGAGCAAGAGAAAAAACUAUUCUGAAUUUUAUUUGCUCUCUUUGCUGUGGAGUUCUCACUUUUUACUUGAAAGUAUUGGAUUAAUCAUAAGCGCAUUAGUAAGUUGGAAGAGAACAGAUCUCCUUGGUUGGAAAUAGGUAAGCUUCAACAAGACUAUUGAGUGCUAACUGUAAAACCUUUUCUAACCACUCAAUCUCUUGAAGACUAUGUGGGUUUUAAAGUUGUUCUAUGUUGUUGAAUGGCUUGAAAUAGUAUUUGUGAAAGUUUCGGCUCCUUUGGUUUUCAUCAUCCGCUAUUCCUUUAAUGUCACAUGGUCCACUUUUUCUGCCAAGAAGACUCCAAACUUGAUUUCUGCUUAAAACUAGAAAAUAAUGAGGUAUUGUCUUAUGUCUCAAUAGACACUUAGUAGUCAAUGGUGUUCAAUCAGACUUCAUGUAUUAAUGACCUCAGCUGAGCUUCUUUCAUCCAUAUUUAUUAUUCUUGAGCCUUGUGGCCACUAAAUCUUGGAAAGUUGAGUUGCAAAGAUAUUUAAAAACAUCUAGAAUUAGAUAGCUUACUGUCCCUAGCAAAGAUAGCACAUAGGAAUUAUGUUUGGACCUCUGACCAGAUCAUUGCUUCUGCUUCUUAUACCUAAGUGAUUAUUGUCCUUGCCUCCUUUCAAUUCAUGAUAUCAUAUUUUUAGGUGUUGAAAGGUCUGUGAUUGCUUGAUGUUGAAAGGCUAUUAUAGGGAUUUAGCUAGGUGAUAGCAGAUUGUUUGGUUGUUGAAAAUUUGCUUUUCAGAUUGGAUACGGUUAAUCAUAUGAUGAAUGUCUUAUAUUGCAUAGAUAACACCAAAGAAUGGUACAUAGCCUUGCUGCAUCAUGCUCUUACCACAGUUGAUUCUACAGAUGAUGGUGUUAUAGGCAUUUCUAUGAUGUAUCUUAGUGGUUCCUUUGAUCAGUUGGUGCACUUGCCUCUAUCGGUACCUGCUGCUUCUUCCAAUAGGAAACCACACUUGUUAUGCAAUUUGAAGUCUGCACAAUUUUGGAAUGAUUUUAUCUACAGAAACUUUUCCAAGUGUACUUCAACUCCUAGUUCUAUUCUUCAUUCUAAAGUCUCUCAGAUGGCUGGUGAGUAUGAUUUAAGAUUCUGUUGGAUGUUUCAGUGAGUAUCCACCUAUAACGAUUGAGGAGGCAAAGUACUCUUUGGAUUGGCUUAGGUUCUGUUGUUAGACAUUGAGCCUGUAACAUUCUAAAAUGCCAUGAAACUAUUAUUUCCAGAUAACUAUGGAUUAUUGUUAAAGGUGGGAAACAUCAGAUUCAGAUCAGGUCAUUUUUGGUUUGGAUAAGAACAGGCUUGGGUUGUUUUGAAUUCAUAUAGAUUUGGACUCGGGUCGUUUUGAGUUUAGGUGGGGUUCGAGUUCAGGUUUGAAACUAGUAGUUAAUUUUGCAUUUUUAGUGUUAAAUUCGGAUUAUUAUUGCUUUGGUAUUACUCAGGUAUUACUUUUAUCUCAGCAGGUAAAUUAUGGUCUUAUAAUGGCUAUGGUACAUUACAUGAAACUAAAAUUACGAAACGGUACAUUGGUUGUUGCUAGGGCGCUAUGCUGUUUUUAAGUUUACAUGUGUGCAAAACACCGUAGAGUUCUGAGCUACAUAUGCUCUUGCUUGGCAGUUCUUUUGCAUAUAAUCAUUUGUUAAAACUUCUGUUACAACAAGCAUCCAUGACUAUCACUGGCGGAAUGAGGGGGCUCAUGCUUAGGCACUCAUUAGCAUAUUGGGUAUUUUGUUGUUCUAAUUACAUUGCAUUUGAGGAGAUGAAUUCAAACCAGUGUAACUUUGUAGAACUAACAAGUUUGUAUACAUCCAUUUGUUUAAUUAGUUUCUGAACUUCAACACAAUAGGUAAGCCAUGUAUGCAUGCCAGGGAUUAUAUAGUGAAACAAGAACCGAAACUACUAACUUAAGCACUGGAUGAGUAAAACAAGUAGUCUUCAAAUUAUCACCAAUCACUUAUGUUCCAAAAAAGGGUUUUAUCACAUAUCAUCUCCUUUAAUAUGAUGUCCAAAAUCAUUGAACAAUGUACUCCAACUGGCAAACUCAAGACUCAGAAUCUCAGAUGCUUUGUUUUUUCCUCUCUGCCUGAUAUGUUGGACAUUUUUCUUUAAUUUUUUAACUAGUGACUUGUAUUUGGCUUAUUAAUAUAUAAAGUUCAACUAUUUGAUUCUCUUUCAGCUGCAUGUGGGGUCAAUACCAAUUAGGCGGGAAGGAAUCCCAUGGAUUAUAAUGGCAGAGGCUGGUUUACUGCUUUAAACUUCAUUCAUAUAUCCAUAUCUUUCUGGAAAAUUUGUCAAGGCCCUAAUAUAGAACAAAUUUUUACUGCACAUCUGUACCAGUCAACAGGAAAGGUGCAGCUGGAAGCAUCUUCAGUUUGACUAGGAUUGUCUACUACUACUUUUAACAUCGUAUUUAAAUGGAGCUCCGCAUUCUUAGAAAUGUAACAUUCUUGAGCCUUGUACCUCAUAAC
Messenger RNA from Theobroma umbraticum, 5863 nucleotides. RefSeq names its product UNC93-like protein 1. The record is from RefSeq and is a predicted model, not a curated record. Lineage: Eukaryota; Viridiplantae; Streptophyta; Magnoliopsida; Malvales; Malvaceae.